Molecule: messenger RNA, 1600 nt
Organism: Populus euphratica (Euphrates poplar)
Lineage: Eukaryota; Viridiplantae; Streptophyta; Magnoliopsida; Malpighiales; Salicaceae
Exons: 4
Coding region: 1-1374 (457 amino acids)
Biological process (GO): protein transport
Source: RefSeq, a predicted model, not a curated record
AUGGAAGACAAACAUAAGGAAUGCCCCGAGGAAUGCAAAGAAGCUGUGCAAUCUCUAAUAUAUGCUGCAGCAAGAUUUUCUGAAUUUCCAGAGCUACGAGAUCUUCGGUCUGAAUUCAUUAAUAGAUAUGGACCUCCUCUUGAAGCGUUAGUUAAUAAAGAGUUUGUUGACAUGUUGAAGCCGAAGUACUCUAUCAUAGAAGAGAUGAAGGUUCAAUUAAUGCACGACAUAGCACAAGAGUUCUCCAUAGAAUGGAAUUCAAAGUCUUUGGAACAGAAACUUUUCAAACCACCUCCCCCUCAACAAGACCAGCGUAGGCAUGAACAUAAUGAUGAAUAUGAGCCGAAGAAGAGCAAGGAUGAUGCUUUUACGAAAAGGAACAGCUUGAAUGAUGAUGACGGAUACAAAUGGGUAAAGAACAAGGAUGAUGCUUGCACAAAAAGAGACAGCCAUGACUUGGCCAACAAAGUACAUGACAAGAGGGAGCAUACCUUCCGGGAAAGAGAUGAUGAAAGGAUUUUCACUUAUCGAGGAAGAAAGAAUGUCAAUGAUGAAAAAUACAAACUGCAAAGCAGCAGUGAAGAUGAAGUGUUUUCAGUCAGCAGGAGAGACAGCACUGACCAAGAUAGCCUACUAGCUAGUUCAAGUUCAGUAGGAAGUGUUUCAGAAGAUGAAGUAGAUAGCAAGAAGCCCAUUCCCUAUAGAUUUAUUCCUCCCCCUUACCGCAGAACAACAAUUGAGAAAGAAAGCAAGAUCGAAGAAACCCUACAACCAAAUGAUAAAAUUGCUGCAGAGGAAGCUAAUCAUCCAGAUGACUGGACCAAGGAAACCAAGCCCAAACCGAGAUCAGUCAGAAGUAGACCAUUGAAGCCACAACCAGGACACGAAUAUUUUGGCAGUAUUGAAAGACCGUUGAAGCCACCGCCAGGUCGUGAAAGGGUUGGCAGCAUUGAAAGCGACGAGUCUGCCAGGACUAAAUCAAGUGCAAUGAAGCAAGAAGAGCCUAGACGAGGUUCUAGAAUCCUAAAAACAGAUGAUGAUGAAAGGGAUGAAAAAGAAAAGGUAAUGGAUGGACUUUUGAUGCAUUACGGUAAGAAAGAUUCACCUCAUGAACCGAGCAAAUCGAGUCCUUGUAUAAAACCUCCUUCUUCAAGCCAAGCAAUUGAUGAUGCUGGUAAAACCUCAAGGCUCAGAAGUGUAACAUCCGAAUUAACUCUUCCAACUGGCAGAACAUCAAGCCUGCGAGAACCAGGAACAACAAGGCUUGGUCGAGCUGUUUCAGCAGAGCCGGAUAUAAUGACUGGUCGUGUGCAUCCCUCCCUCCCAGAUUAUGAUGAAUUGGCAGCUCGGAUUGCAGCUUUUAAGGGAAGAUAAAAAGACGGCAUUAGGUUAUUAGAUAGCUCACUUAGCAUUCUUUCUAUUCUUUAAAAUGCACGAAGGGAAAAAAGCAAGAAAGAAGAAGAUCAUUUGAUUCCUUAAUAUUACUCAAAAACAUGUCCAAAAACUACAUUGAUGACUAUGUAGAUAGCUUUUCUUUAUGUUGAAGGAAGGUUGAGUCUUGACAAAUUACGUGUUUAUUUAUUUUUAUUUUUUAAAACCA